ACAGACAUAAUUUUUAGAGAGAUGAAAGAGAGAGAGAAAGGUAUAGCAUUUUAAAGCCAGCUGGGUUAGAUGGAUUUGGAUUCUCAUGGAAAAAAAGAACCCUUUCGUAGGAUUUUGUGUUUAUUUCAGAUCACAUAUAGAGAAAGCGAGUUGAAGAGAGAAAAGAAAAAGAAUAAGUUUUUCAAAAUUGUUGCAAUACUUGAAUUCACGAAACAGAUUUUUGCGACUCCAAAUCACAUCCACUUUGCUUUCUCUUGUUAUUGUUAAAGUAUUGAGAACGAGUUUUCCAGAUGCUAGAACCUUGAGCCAUAGUCAUCAAUCAUUUUGAUGUUGGGGGUAACAUGCUGAGAUAAAAGGGUAUCACCUGAAUCUGUAAAGAAGUUUGUCAAACAUUACGUGAUUCAGAACAGUGAUAUGAGGCUUGAAUCUGGGACUUGUAAUGUGUGCUCAGCUCCUUGUUCAUCUUGCAUGCAUCUGAACCAUGCUCUCACAGGGUCAAAGGCUGUAGAGUUUUCUGAUGACAACUGUCGCUCAGGGGAGGCUAAUAGUCAGAAUUCUAUGAAUGAGAGUAAUGUACAUUCUCUUACUAGCAGAGCUUGUGAAAAUACGCAGCAUGCUGUCAGUGAAGCAAGUAAUAUGCUCAGUGUUAACUCAUGUCAUGAUUCUCUAUCUGAAAAUGCUGAGAGUAGACAGAUCUUGAUGAAUAAGUAUCAGGAUCCCAAACAUUUAGAAGGUCACGACGACAAUACAUCUUGUAUUAGUAGAGCAUCUGAUGCUAAUUUAAGGAAUGCAGAUGGAAUUAAUAUACCUUGUAGUUCAGCUUCAGUUAGUCAUAUUGGGGCAGAGCGAUCUGGGAUUGCUCCAUCCGUUGACAUGUCUUGUUUGGAGAUUCCAUCGUCUAAAGAUGCAGACACUGAUCAUAGUUCACCUAAGGUACAAAGGCUGCAUGGACAAUCUGAAACUGGUAAAUCUCUCUCAGAUAAUCAAAGCUUAAUGCACAUGGAAAGGGGUUCAAAUUCUCAUAUACCAGAAAAAGUUUCAGAAGGCUCUAUUGAGAAUUGCAGUUCAUCAUUAUCCAAAGAGAGUGUACCUAUUGUUAUUUCUGGCGAGAAAAAUACUGCCAGUAAGGAUAACAUUGUUGACGAUAAUUCCAAUGCUUUACUGAAAGUAUGUCCGAAGUCACAAGCAGAUACUGAUAAUGAUGUAUGUGAUGCUAAAGUUGAAGAUUGUAAAUGUUCAGGCCAUGAUGGACAUCUUGAGAAAGCUGAAGAGCUGGUUAAAUCACCUGGCAAACAGGAAUCUCAAUCUGAAAAUGAGAGUGAUGAAUCAGAUGUUGUGGAACACGAUGUGAAGGUGUGUGACAUCUGUGGAGAUGCUGGUCGUGAGGAUCUACUGGCCAUAUGUAGUAGGUGCACUGAUGGUGCAGAGCACACCUACUGCAUGCGAGAAAUGCUUGAGAAAGUCCCUGAAGAGGAUUGGUUCUGUGAGGAAUGCCAAGAUGCACUGGAAACUGAAAACAAGAGACUGGUACUGAAUUGUCUUGGUUCAGAUGUUGAAGAAAAAAAAAUCAUUAAAACUGCUUCCACUUCACAAGCUUCUGGCAAAAGACCUUCUGACAACAUUGAAGUAGCUCCUCCAGCUGCAAAAAGGCAAGCUCUUGAAUUAAGCAAAGGAUCACCAAAGGCGUCAAGCCCCAAGAGAUUGGUUCCACUGUCACGAGAAUCUUCAUUUAAGAACCCAGAUAAGUUAAAAGGGAAGGCUGGUGGUCUUCUGAUGCCUCUCCGUAACCACUCUGGUGGUGAUGACUCAGAGACUGCUCGAUCUCCUUCCAUCGGCCCCCGGAGUCAAAUCUCAAAGAGUAUAUUGUCAAAGUCUAAUUCAUCCAACAACUUAAAUUCCAAGCCGAGAGUCAAACUUGUUGAUGAAGUUUUUCCACCAAGAUCCAAAGGGGGUAAUGAACAAACUUCUAAGAAUAUGGAGUCAACUGCUCGGAUGACAAGCAAAUCGACAUUAUUCAAAUCCUCUAGUUUGGGGCGAUCAAGUGCUAUUGAAUCAAAAGUUAAAAUGCUUUCACCUAAGUCUGCAACUACUCAGGACUUGAAAGUGUCUAGACAUUCAAAAGAAUCAGGUGCAUUCGACCGAAAAUAUCUGUCUAGGAACGAUCGGCCUUCGGCUAGUUCUGUUGUUUCCACACCCAAGGGUGAUCUGAAGGUUACACCUCGUGGUGACACCAUUAUUAAACCUUCAGCAGUUAAUAAUCGAGAGUUGAAGAUUAACCAGGAUGGAAAAUUAAGUGCGUCCUCAAAAUCAUUGAACAAUAUAAGCCGUAAAAGUUUGGAGCCUCAAGGCAGUUCAGAGAGAACAUCAGCCAGUAACGAUGAAGCUAUACAGGAUGCACUGCCUCGUUCACGAGAAACAGCAAACCAGGUUGAGAAAUCCCGAGAGAGUUUUAGUGAUCGUGUAAGGCCAGUUGUUCCCAUUACAUUAAAAAGUCCAUUCUGUCAAAAAUGUGAGGAGUUUGGCCAUUCUCUAGAAUGUUGCACCGCUAGUACUGUACAAGAUUCGGGUGCUGAAAUAUCUGUCACCGCCUCAAGUAUCUCAAAAGAGGAGAUGCAUAAAGGCAAUAGGUUGAAAGCUGCAAUCCAGGCUGCUUUACGGAAAAGGCCUGAAAUUUACAGGAAGAAAGAAGUAUCUAGUCAAACUGAUGAAAUUUCUACUUCUGGCACAGAGUUGAAUUGUGAAGUGACUUCACGGGACCAAGUGUUGGCUUCUAACACACUUAAGAAUAGUAUAUCUACUGAAGAAACUCAUGAACAACAGGAAGUCCUUGAGAAUUCUACGUCUGAUUCUUCCAAAUGUUCAUCUGCCAGCGAUUUGAAGCAACUUAACUCUUGUCCAACUGAUCUUUGUUCCCAACCAGGAAAGUCGGAUUUAGCUGGCUUUAAUGCUCAAAGGCCUUUAGUGAGAGACUUAUCUAAAAAAGCUGUGGCAAUCUCAAGUGCUCUUUCGAAGAUGUUGGCUUUUCCUGAAUAUGAAUACAUCUGGCAGGGUGUCUUUGAAGUGCAUAGAAAUGGAAAGCCUCCUGAAUUAUGUAAUGGAGUUCAGGCACAUUUAUCCUCUUCUGCAUCUCCUAAGGUUCUUGAGGUAGUGACCAAAUUUAGUCCCGAAGUUUCCCUUGAAGAAGUUUCUCGCUUGAGCACCUGGCCAUCACAGUUUCAUCAUGAUGGUGCUAGAGAAGAUAAUAUAGCUCUUUACUUCUUUGCCAGAGAUGUCGAAAGCUACGAGAGACACUACAGGGGUCUAUUGGAUCACAUGAUUAGAAAUGAUUUAGCACUUAAAGGAAUUUUUGAUGGUGUUGAACUUCUCAUAUUCCCAUCCAGUCAACUUCCAGAAAAUUCACAGCGCUGGAAUAUGUUGUUUUUCUUAUGGGGUGUAUUUAGGGGGCGGAGGAUGAAUCGUUCAGAUUCUGCAAAAAAGAUCUGUAUUCCAAGUUUGAAUGCAAUGCCAAUUGAGGAGAAUUCUUCAACUGCUGCUGUGACUUUGUCUGAGCCUUGUUUGUCAAAGCACAAGGAUGAAAAAUCAAUGAAUUGCGACAAAGCAUGCAAUGCACUUCCCUCAACCACUUCCACAGAUCAAUCUCCAAUUUCUGUGAGUAGGAAUACUGAUAUAAAUCGCCAGGCACAUUUAUGUUCACAAAAAGUAAGCUUAGAGAAGCCAAAUGGUAGAAUUGACAGCAAAAUUACAUCAAGGGUUCCAAAAAGCAGUAACCAUUUAUGUCAACAAACGAAAUCCACUGGUUCGUCCCUGAAAGCUAGUGUGCUAGAGGAUGAAUGGCGCAGAGAGUUUAAACCUCCUGAAGAAAUGGGAACAAAUGUAAGUAACAAGGUGGUGGAAGCAAAACCUAUUUCUAACCAGCAAGUGAAGAACGAAAUUUUGGAGAGAAUGAACUGUGAUGAAGAUCAGGUAAGGACUAAAUGGAAACAGAAAGACGAUUGUCACUAUGUUGAUUUGGAGGAAACUAUUGACAGUCAAGAAACAGGCGCUGCAAGCAAUAUUGGUAAGGAUAAAACUUCAGAAAGAAUUAACAUUGAUGAAGAUCAGCAGAGGCCUAAGAGGAAACAGAGAGAUGAUCACUAUAUUGACUUGGAAGCAACUGUUGAAGAUCAAGAAACAGGUGCUGCAAUCAAUAUAACUAAGAAUAAAAUUUCAGAGAAAAUGGAAGGCGAUGAAGAUCAGCAACGGUUUAAGAGGAAAGCAAAAGAAGGUCGUCACUAUAUUGACUUGGAGGCAACUCUUCAGGAGGACCUGUCCACAGAAGGGGUUGAGUACCAGCUACCCAAUGAUAAAGAAGUUCAUCAUGUUGAUCUUUCAGCAGCUGGUUGUCAGAAAAUGCCUUGGAAUGAGGUAAAUGGCAAAUUAAAAAACAGAGAAAGUUCCAGAAAGAAGAUAAGGACAAGUUCUGGUGGGAUUUAUGGACAUUACAGUUCCAGAGGUAGAGACUGUUUUAAUGAUAGUUUGGCACCUCUUGGAAAUGGUCUUGGUUCCUGUUCUUCAGUUGAGGACAAAGGAUGUGAAGAAGCUUCCGAUGAAAAAAUCAUCCGUGAGGACUUUGGAACAAUGGAAAGAACCUUCUUUCCCUUUAAUAGUCAGAAUACCAAUGGCUCACAAUCUGUGCUGAAUGCCAUGCCAUUGAAAGGGAUUCAUGAGCGAGAGGAUGUGUUUCCAAAUCUAGAGCUUGCUUUAGGUGGUGAAACAAAACUACCACCACCCCCUCCUCCUCCUCCCGCCGCUCCUAAAGGUAUGCUGCCUUUCCUAGUUGGGGCAGUUGACAGGAAAAACAACCUUCCAGAUAUUUUGGCUGAUGGGACAGAGGAUGAUGUCGCCGCCGCAUCACUUUCCCUUUCUCUUUCGUUUCCAUCUUCAAACAAGGAACCCACAAAAGCUUCUUCAAAUGCAGAGCUUUUACCUGAUGGGCACCGUGUGAAUCCCCCAUUUCUCCUUUUUGGGAGAUACACAGAUAAAUAAUCUGCUGCUAUAUAUUUCCUGUCUGUCGUGUAAAUUAUCUUGUUCAGCAUAGCCCGUCGUGUAUGAUACAUAAUCAUCCAGCACCCAUGUGAAGGAGCCAAUCCAUCGUCCAGACAACAAAAAGUCAAUAAGUUUUUUUCUUUACUCUGUUAAAUACAUGUUUUUAUAUUAGCUUUUUGUUCUCAUAAUGAAUAGUUACGGCUGUUUGUAAAUAGAGAGAAUGCAAGCCGGCAUAAUUUCUGAAUGUUUGUUACUAGGAACUUGCGGAUGACUAUUUUUAUGGCAGGGUUUCCUCUGUUCCUGGAUCCUUUUUCUGUCUUGUUCAGUGUUAUACCUGGUUAACCACUUAAUGGUAUUAAACAAGUUAUCUA
Cicer arietinum (chickpea) is the source of this 5396-nucleotide messenger RNA. RefSeq names its product protein PARALOG OF AIPP2-like. The record is from RefSeq and is a predicted model, not a curated record. Gene Ontology annotation, molecular function: histone reader activity. Gene Ontology annotation, biological process: negative regulation of transcription elongation by RNA polymerase II. Lineage: Eukaryota; Viridiplantae; Streptophyta; Magnoliopsida; Fabales; Fabaceae.